AUGAGUGCAGCAAGCACCCCGAUCUACUUGCCGCCGAGACGCCUUGCCGCCGCCGCGCGCUGGGGAAUCACGCGCGACAUUUGCGAACGGGCGCAGCAGGAGCUCGACCAGCUGGGACACAACUGUUUGCCGAUUGUGUUGGGCGACUACAGCUGCGCGGUCGGCAUCCGCGCGGGCGUUACAGAGCGCAUCUACAUCAGGGAGAUCGGCGCAGUUGGCGUCUCAGAGCCCGCGCCCGAGAAUCACGCCGGCCAGAUCGCGACGGAUUUCUUGGAAGGCAAUUCCCUCGCGAUGGCGGACACGCCCUGGCGAACAAUACCCACGUACUACAAGGGCGCGCGCCAGAACAAUAUAGAUCACAUCGCGUCACCUGUCGCAGCGAAGGACCGCCGUCGACGAUUUCAGCCACUUUUUGGCCUGGCGCAGCGAAUUCAGCUGCCAUCCACCCACCUGCGCGACCGCGUGCCAGCGUUCGCGGACAUCGACGUUCACAUCAGCAAGGCGCACCAGAGCCAGUUCACGUCAGCAGCCAACCGCGACCAAGCGAUAAAGGAGACGUUUCCUAAACGAGAGCACGUCGACGUGGACCACGAGGGCGCGCCACGCGCCCGCUAUCUCAUGAAAGGGGACGUAUGGGCGACAGGGUCGCUACAGCGGCUCCGCAUUACGAUGGCGGAGAACUACGACGACGUGAAG
Prorocentrum cordatum is the source of this 696-nucleotide messenger RNA. NCBI's taxonomy places the organism in Eukaryota, Dinophyceae, Prorocentrales, Prorocentraceae. The record is from the annotation of a GenBank genome assembly.